Molecule: messenger RNA, 4435 nt
Organism: Grus americana (Whooping crane)
Lineage: Eukaryota; Metazoa; Chordata; Aves; Gruiformes; Gruidae
Gene: B3GAT2
Product: beta-1,3-glucuronyltransferase 2
Exons: 4
Coding region: 436-1365 (309 amino acids)
Biological process (GO): chondroitin sulfate proteoglycan biosynthetic process; carbohydrate metabolic process
Cellular component (GO): Golgi membrane
Molecular function (GO): galactosylgalactosylxylosylprotein 3-beta-glucuronosyltransferase activity
Source: RefSeq, a predicted model, not a curated record
CGCACCGCCAGAGCCGCCCGGGGAAGCGGAGGAGAAGGAGUGUCUCCCCAGAGCCCCCCGCCAAGCCCCAGCCGCGACGGCGCGGCGUCCCCGGCCCGGCCCGGCGAUGCUGAGGGAGAAGAAGGAGGAGGAGGAGGAGGAAGGGCGGCCGCUCGCGGAAUAGAGGCGCGGCGGGAGCGGGGCCGGGCACCUGCCCCGCCGGGCUGCCGCAGGGCACCGCGGGGCGCCCCGACUCGCCCCGCCGGCGGCCCCCCGCGCCCGUAGGAGGGAGCGCCGCCCUCCCCGGCCGCCGCCGCCGUCCGGCCGCCCCGCGGAGGAGCGCGGGCGGGCGAAGAGGCAGCCCUGCCGCUCCCCGCGGCCAUGCGCUGAGCGCCGCCGCGCCCGUCCAUGGGGCGGCGCUGAGGGGCGGCGCGGCGGGAGGGCGCCGGGGGCAGGAUGAAGUCCCUGCUCUUCAGCCGCUUCCUCCUGCUGCUGCCCUGGGUGCUCAUCGUAAUCAUCGUGCUGGACAUCGACAGCAGCCGGGCGCCGCUGCCCGCCCUGGCUCCCCGCGGCGGCGGGGGCAGUAGUGGGGGAGCCAGGCCGGCGGCGGCGCGGGCGCCCCCCCAGCGGCGGCCCGAGGCGGCGCUGCCCACCAUCUAUGCCAUCACGCCCACGUACAGCCGCCCGGUGCAGAAGGCCGAGCUCACCCGCCUGGCCAACACCUUCCGGCAGGUGGCGCGGCUCCACUGGAUCCUGGUGGAGGACGCGGCGGCGCGCAGCGAGCUGGUGAGCCGCUUCGUGGCGGGCGCCGGCCUGCCCUGCACGCACCUCCACGUCCCCACGCCGCGCCGCUACAAGCGGCCGGGGCUGCCCCGCGCCACCGAGCAGCGCAACGCCGGCUUGGCCUGGCUGCGGCAGCGGCACCAGCACCUGCCGCCCCCCCAGCCCGGGGUGCUCUUCUUCGCCGACGACGACAACACCUACAGUCUGGAGCUCUUCCAGGAGAUGCGUACAACCCGCAAAGUAUCGGUAUGGCCCGUGGGACUGGUAGGAGGACGACGAUAUGAGCGCCCGGUUGUGGAAAAUGGCAAAGUUGUCGGCUGGUACACUGGCUGGAGAGCUGACAGGCCCUUUGCUAUUGACAUGGCAGGAUUUGCUGUGAGCCUUCAAGUGAUUCUGUCGCAUCCGAAAGCCGUAUUCAAGCGUCGUGGUUCUCAACCGGGAAUGCAAGAAUCUGAUUUUCUGAAACAGAUAACAACAGUGGAGGAACUGGAACCAAAAGCAAACAACUGCACAAAGGUUCUUGUAUGGCACACACGAACAGAAAAAGUAAAUCUAGCUAAUGAGCCAAAAUACCACCUGGACACAGUCAAUAUUGAGGUAUGACUUGGAGACACAGUUACACAGGAAGUACAGGACAGCGGACGUGUCAGAAGGUGUUCGAAUUCGGCCAGUUAAAAUAGUCUACUUCUGCGUGAGACCUUUAAAUAGUCAUCUGAUGGACUUCUGUGGAAAAGAAAGGAAGUUGUCAGAUACUCUUAACAAGCAAAUCAUGUGGGUGUGCUUUGUUCUAACUUGUUUGCAUGCUUUUCUGAACUCUCGUCUUAAUAAACUGACACGGCUGUUUCCACAUAGUAAAAACAAUCAAAGAGAAAUGUGGCUGCAAUGGAGUAUUUUCAGAAUCAUCAUUUAUGUAUAUACUUUUUGUAUUUAUCCAGCUUAAUGGUGUAAUUAUAAACUGAUUUUAAAUCACAAACUGUUGAUCUAAAUAUUUGCAUAAAUGGAUCCUCCAAAUUGAACAUGUUUUCCUUCAUUAAAAGUAGACUUUUUGAAGAAAUAGCAGUCAAAUAGGUCAUACAAUAAUGAAAUAAAAACCCACAAUCAUUUAUGGAUUUAUCCUUUUAAUAUAGGGAAAUAACAUUUUAUCAUUACGAGGCACCAUAAAAUGUAAACACAAUCACUGUCAUAAACCUGGAUAUCCCUGCAAGGAAAAAAAUCUCUCUGUUCACACCAAGUUACUUAGUAUACGUAUUGUGCCGCUAGUUCCCAGCAGUAAUACUGUGUACGUGCCUCGUGAGCCAGGUUGGGUACUUCAUCACAGGAAACUCAAAUGGAAACGCUCAUUUUUAAAAGAAUAAACUAUUGAUUUGUAGAACUACAGUAACAUCCAGGUUUAUCUUUCUUUCAAUAACCAUAUUCCCUGUUACACACACCAUAAUAACAUCACAGUGAAAUGUAUGAUGAAACAAAAUUUGUUUGAUACACUAGAAAACAUUGCUCAGUGAUACAUUUACAUUCUAUUUAUAUAUGAUUAAACAUUUGUUCAUACAGUACCUUCUACAGGAUUACUGGGUAAUUUGGGGAGGUCAGGGUUCAUAUUUUUGGAUAUUACUAACAUGAUAGCUACAUCCCUUAUAUGCAAACAUUUGAUCUAGAAUUUUGAGGGAAAAAAAAUCAGUACGUGGUUAAGCAGCUUCUUAAAUAUACGGUCUAUGAAAUCAUAUGCAUUGUAUGAAAACGCUGCCAAUGAUGUAUAAAUGUAUUCUUGAUCUGCUUUUCACUACAUCAAAUUUAAAUCAAUAUAGACCACAACACGGUCAGUCAGUUAUAUUCUUAAUCUGAACAGCUGGGGAAAAAGAAAAUGAGUAUGUACAUGGAAGGAACAGCGAAAGUAAACGCAUUGGAACAAGGAAUGUGUUAGGUGGCUGUUCUGGGUGAGGCUUCCAUCCCAACUUUCAUUUCCACAGUUGUGUGCUCAGAGUCUGACCAGAGGAGCUUCCAGUCCAUCCUGCUGCUGUGCUGGGGGGCUGGCCAAAGCCCAUCACAUUGCUGGAACUGCUGAGAUUCAUUCCAGCCAUUUGCUGAUUCAUCUGUGAAGCAUACGCACAAGCCUCAUUAGCACCGAUGCUGAAACACAACACGCGACUAGCCAAAAAGCAGUCGUGCUUCCUAAAUCAGCAGCCCCGUGAAAGUACAUUUCCCUAAAAUUACUAUUUCUCAUUAAAUAAAAAUAGUGACUCAAUCUAAGUUUUAAGCAUUUUGCAAGAUAGCAGCUUUUCUGGAACCAGUUUCUGUUCAAGCUAUCACCGUUUUAUGCAUCAGCCUACCCCCCAGUUAUAUAUGGAGCAUGAUGUCAUAUGGUAUGGAAUAUCCCUUUGGCCAGUUUGGGUCAGCUGCACUGGCCGUGUCCCCUCCCAGCUUCCUGGGCGCCCACCCUCCUCAUUGGCAGGGCAGUGUGAGAAGCUAAGAAGUCCUUGACUGCUUGGCAACAACUAAAACAUCAGUGUGUUAUCAACAUUAUUCGCAUCCUAAAUACAAAACAGAGCACUACGCCAACUGCUAGGAAGAAAAUUAUCCCUGCCGAACUUAGGACAUAUAAAAAUCUAACCAUUCUUGCUAAAGAAUCUACUCAAGAUACCCUCAUUUCUUAAAAACAACUGAAAUCAUUCACAUGAAAUUAAAGAUAACACCUAAUUAAAGGUAGGAAAGAGUUUCAAAUUCAGCACAUUCACUUCAGGGAUGGCGCAAAAAUAUUUCUACUCCCUACAAAUAGCAUCUAGUCACACUAAUUUUCAGUGCUCAAUGUAAAAAUGUUCUUCAGGUUACUCUCCUUUGCCUUGUAUCCGCAGAAACAACCCUGUACUGAACAUGGAAAUUUAAAAUAAGGUGAUGGAAACAUGCUUUGCCUCGUUGUUAAUCUCUUCUGGAGUAGAAUUCAGAAGAAGUAGACUAGAUAUAUAUAAAAAGCAUGCUGUUCUGGUAAGUAAAGCAAGCUCUCCCACUUUCAACUGGAGGCAGAGAUUAGAUCACAGUUCCCCUACAAACUGUGGGCUGUGAGCAGACCGAGUACACCUGAUGCACAAGGAGUACAGGAACUUGUUAAGAGCUUGUUCUAUGAGUCAACUUUUAAAAUAUACUUGAUAAGAAGCAUGAUUUUCAUUUCAAAGCUGAUAUGGGUCUUUUUAAAGUUAGAUACCUAGAAAAAGACUUAGCAGUAAACUCACAGAUUUUUUUGACAUUUUGAAAUUCUCACCUUUUAAAAAUUACUUUUCAAAGCAGACUAACUCCAUAUUUUCAGACGGGCUGUUUUACCCAUGUAAGAAAUGCUGCUUACUUCAUAAACAUUCACACCACAAGACUGAGCACAACAGUAAAAAUGAAUAUUGUCCAAUCUAAGUAAGUCACUACGGUUCAAUUCCUGAAUUACUACAGUAAGCAGCAUGGAAUUACUGCAUUGUUCUUAUAAUUCAAAAAAUACUUUGAAAAAAAUAGUUAUCAUCCAUACUGAACUCCAAGGUUUGUGUCCCCCUCUUCCCAUAACCUAUCAAAUACCUGAUUUCAGGAUGUUUCAAUGGAUAACGUACAACUAUAGUACUAGGUGUGCACUGACACUUUUAGAGAACCUUUUAAACAUGUUUAAGAAAUAAAAAACUAGCAAGGAAAUGCUACAGAUAAA